AUGCAAAGAGGGGGCGAUGCAGCCUCACCUGGGCCGAAGAAAGGAGAGCCUGUCAGGACACGCCCAAAACGGCGGCCUGAUCCGCAUCCUGAUACUGCGACUCGGGCAGCCCGCGGUAUCCGAGAAAGAGUGCUGCAUUUCACUCCGUCUUGGUUCGCGGUGACGAUGGGAACGGGUGUGAUCGCUACACUGGUCAACCUUCUGCCAUGGUCUGCAACACACAGUGGUUUCAGAUGGGUCGCCUUGGUGUAUCUCCUGGCAGAUAUCGUAAUCUUUCUCCUCUUCACCGCCGCUUUCCUCACGCGCUACAUCCUCUUCCCUCAAGUACUCCCCUUGACCAUCAAACAUCCUCAGAAGAGCAUGUUCCUCGGCACCUUUCCCAUGGGUAUGAUUGUCAUCAUCUCCAACAUCGCUCAGCUGGGAACAGUGGAAUUUGGACUAGGCCACAGCUACGCCAUGGCAGCUUCUGUGCUCUGGUGGAUUGCUACAGUCAUCUCCCUGAUGACCGCCGUAGGGGUUCCAUUCAUGGUCACGACGUAUCAGAGCCACUCGUUCUCGUCCACAACUGCCGCAUUGCUGCUUCCAAUCGUUCCUCCCAUCACGGUAGCAGCUGUCGGAGCGGUAAUCGCCGAGGCUCUCAUGGAUGUGUACCCAACCUACGCAUUUACCAUUGUCAUCGUCAGUUAUCUAGUCCUGGGCGUCGGCUUGCCCCUGGCGCUACUGAUUCUGGUGCUGUACUUUCAACGGCUCCUUCUCUUCAAACAGCCUCCUAGGGAGGUGAUCAUCAGCGUCUUCCUCCCUCUUGGUCCAGCAGGUCAAGGGGGAGAAGCUCUUCUCCACUUGGGUCUCGUAGCCUACCGGCUCUUCCCAACUAUUUCCGCCCUACCAUCCUCUGAGGCCUCUUCCGUGGGCAAUCAGCUGACAUACGCAGGUGCCAGCCAGUUGGGCUUUCCCGUUGGGCAAGCUUUGUUUGCCGCUGGGCUGCUCGGCGCUCUGAUGCUGUGGGCCUUUGGGAUGUGGUGGAUGGCCCUUGGCAUUAUGACUGUCGUACGGGAGACGAGGAGGGGUAAGCUGACGUUCAAUAUGGGCUGGUGGGGCGCAACCUUCCCCCUCGGCUCCCUCGCAAUUUGCACCGGUCGUCUCGCCCUCGUCCUCUCCUCCCUCGCGCUCAAGAUCGUAUACACAAUCCUCGUGAUCAUCACUCUACUCGUCUGGUUCACAGUAGCAAUCCCGACCCUCAAAGGGUUCAUAGACGGAAGUCUCCUCUCGAGGAAAGCGGCUCCUUGCAUUGCUGAUCUACCGCUGGAGCCAUUGAAGCGACGAAGCGCCGAAGAGGAAGACGAAUGGAGUGAAGAAGAGGAUGUAGAUGAAAGUGGGAGUGGGAGUGCGGAUUUGAGCACUAGUGAGGAGGCGACAUCGCGACAGGGACAAAGUGAGUCUGCCGACAAGCCGACGACGAUGACAGGAACGGGGGUCGAGGACGAGAAGCGCAGUGCGCUCGUAGGUGGGGAGGUCGAAGUCAGCAAGCAGGAGAAGGGGCACGACGCAAAGGGACCAGGACCGGGACCUGCCAUGGGCGAACUCGAAGACUAGCACAACAGGUACAUUGCCAGAUCAUAAUUUAUUACACGGUCACUGGGGAUACACUACAGGACAAUGCGAUUCGAUAGCUAGCUGGCGGAAUGAGGCUCCUGAACGGGAUGAAAGGCGGUCAAGAGGAACGCAAGCGAGCUAUGAAUCCUCCUUUAGUGGCCUUGCAAUGUCGGCUGCUCUCCUACCCUUCGAGAAGGUCACCGAGCUCGUUGAGCACGUGGAAGGGAGCUUGCUGCUUGCAUGGCUUGAUGCAUGGUCUACGAAUCUUGACUGCUGUGUUUGAGCUUCUGAGUCAAGGAGAGCCUCGGUAUCGAGGAAGCACGAGGGUGGUACCUCGCUCUGCGAGGAGCCGGUGCCAGCUACUAUUCAGUCUGACAUUGUGCGAUGGGUCGCAGUCAGGUCUUGCAACCUAGGUAAGGAGAUGCGAUCUUGUCGCGA
Molecule: messenger RNA, 2031 nt
Organism: Microstroma glucosiphilum
Lineage: Eukaryota; Fungi; Basidiomycota; Exobasidiomycetes; Microstromatales; Microstromataceae
Exons: 4
Coding region: 1-1593 (530 amino acids)
Biological process (GO): sulfite transmembrane transport; transmembrane transport
Cellular component (GO): plasma membrane
Molecular function (GO): sulfite transmembrane transporter activity
Source: RefSeq, a predicted model, not a curated record